UCAGCGAUAGACAAGCCGUCAUACGGCGAAGGGACGAUAUUCCGCGCCGGUGGAUCCGCCACUGAGCGACCUCGAGAGAUUCGCGAAUCCUUUUCCGAUUUUCGCGCACCCACGCAAAGAAGAGAGGUGGUUAAGUGAACUUUGGAGACCGGAUCUGCCAAGGAGCCGGACGAGAGGAAAAUCGGAGACAGCCAUGCUCGUGCUCGAUGCGGCGAGGGCGAGGACCAUGAAGAGGACUUCGAGGGGGUGGAUGUUCUUCCUGGUUGUUCUCAUCCUCUGCUUAACCCUGGAACAGUCCGAUGGAGCCAGGAAGAGGUUUCGCAGGCCGACUCCCAGCACGUCGACCUCGAACGACCAGGAAGUCUCAGCUAGUGUGAACAGGUUCAAAGUUACCCGGAACAGACUGAACACGAAGACCACGAAGAAUGAGGUGCAGCCCGAAAAAACGGGCGACUACAAGGUUGUCUGCUACUACACCAACUGGUCGCAAUACCGGACGAAGACCGGCAAAUUCAUGCCUGAAGACAUCCAGCCGGACUUAUGCACACACAUAGUGUUCGCCUUUGGCUGGUUGAAGAAGAACAAGCUGACGAGUUUCGAGUCAAACGAUGAAACGAAGGACGGAAAAGUCGGCCUCUACGAGAGGAUCGGCAACCUGAAGAAGGAGAACCCCAGCUUAAAGAUCCUGCUCGCCAUAGGAGGAUGGUCCUUCGGUACCCAGAAGUUCAAGGACAUGUCUUCUUCGAGAUAUGCCCGGCAAACCUUCAUCUACAGCGCCAUUCCUUACCUCCGAGAUCGAGACUUCGACGGACUGGACAUCGAUUGGGAAUAUCCUAAAGGAGGCGACGACAAGAAGAAUUACGUACUACUGUUGAAGGAACUGCGAGAGGCCUUCGAGGCCGAGGCUCAGGAAAGGAAGAAGUCGAGGCUUCUUCUCACAGCAGCCGUUCCUGUGGGGCCUGACAACGUAAAAAGCGGCUACGACGUCCCUGCAGUCGCUAGCUACUUGGAUUUUAUCAACCUUAUGGCGUACGACUUCCAUGGGAAAUGGGAACGUGAAACUGGACACAACGCUCCUCUUUUUGCCUCUUCCCUGGAUUCGGAAUGGCAGAAGCAACUCAGUGUGGACCAUGCGGCAGAUAUGUGGGUUCGACUUGGUGCACCAAAGGAAAAACUAAUCAUAGGGAUGCCGACCUAUGGGAGAUCUUUCACCCUGUCGAACCCCAACGCCUGGAAGAUCCACUCUCCGGCGAGUGGAGGUGGAAAAGCUGGAGAGUACACCAAGGAGUCCGGCUUCGUGGCCUACUACGAGAUCUGCGAGAUGCUGAGGUCCGGUGCAGCCUACGUCUGGGACGACGAGAUGAAGGUGCCUUACCUGGUGCACGGAGACCAAUGGGUAGGCUUCGACGACGAGAGGGCCAUCAGGAACAAGAUGCACUGGCUCAAGUCUAAGGGUUAUGGUGGCGCCAUGGUGUGGACCGUGGACAUGGACGAUUUUAAUGGGACGGUCUGUGGCGCAAACGUGAGGUACCCGUUGAUAGGAGCUAUCAGAGAGGAGCUUCUGGGCAUUCCUCGAGGAAGCGACGCGAAGGACGUGGACUGGAGCGCCGUGGCUCCAACGAUGGUUGAGACGGUGAAAAAACCAGAGCCCUACAAGAUCCCCGUAACGGAUGUCCUCAGCAAAGCCCAGAAGAAGCAGCAGAAGUCCUCCUCCGACCUCGUCGUCUCCACCGCGAGUCGAGAGCGAGCACCUCAGACGAUCUGCUAUCUGACGAAUUGGUCCCACAAAAGACCAAGUUCCGGUAAAUUCCUGCCCGAGGACGUGGACGCUCAGCUCUGCACCCACGUCGUCUACGCAUUCGCCACCUUGAAGGACCACUUGCUGAGCGAGGGCUCCGACAAGGACGACGAGAUGUACCGCAGGCUCCUGACCCUGAAGGAAAAGAAUCCCGACAUUAAGGUACUCCUGGCCAUCGGAGGCUGGGCCUUCGGCUCCACACCCUUCAAGGAACUCACCAGCAACACUUUCCGGAUGAACCAGUUCGUCUACGAGGCCAUAGAGUUCCUCAGGGAGUAUAAAUUCGACGGACUUGACGUCGACUGGGAAUAUCCACGAGGAGGGGACGACAGAACUGCUUAUGUGAAUCUUCUGAAGGAGCUGAGACUAGCUUUCGAAGGUGAGGCCAAAAGUUCCGGCCAACCAAAAUUGAUUCUCUCAGCAGCUGUGCCUGCGAGCUUCGAAGCCAUCGCCGCAGGGUACGACGUCCCGGAGAUCUCGAAGUACCUGGACUUCAUAAACGUAAUGACUUAUGACUUCCAUGGACAAUGGGAGCGACAGGUUGGACACAACAGUCCUCUUUUCCCUUUGGAAAGUGCCACGAGCUACCAGAAGAAAUUGACAGUGGAUUACAGCGCCAGGGAGUGGGUUAAACAAGGUGCUCCAAAGGAGAAGCUGAUGAUCGGCAUGCCGACUUAUGGGAGGUCCUUUACUCUGGUGAACAAGGACAAGUUCGACAUCGGAGCACCGGCUUCAGGAGGCGGCAUCCCGGGGAACUUCACGAACGAAGCUGGCUUCCUGUCUUACUACGAGGUCUGCAGUUUCCUGAACGAGGACAACACCACCCUGGUGUGGGACAGCGAGCAGCAGGUUCCAUUUGCAUACAGGGAGGACCAGUGGGUGGGCUUCGACGACGAGAGGAGUCUGACCAACAAGAUGUCCUGGCUGAAGGAGGAGGGCUUUGGAGGUAUCAUGAUCUGGUCUGUAGACAUGGACGACUUCAGGGGCACUUGUGGGACCGGGAAAUAUCCUUUGAUCAAGGCGAUGAGGAAGGAGCUGCAGGACUACUCCGUCAAGCUGGAAUACGACGGGCCCUACGAGAUGAACUCCUGGAACGGGAAGUUUACGACGAAGGACCCGAACGAGGUCGCCUGCGACGAGGAGGACAACCACAUCUCCUACCACCCUGACAAGAGCGACUGCACCAUGUACUACAUGUGCGAGGGCGAGCGCAAGCAUCACAUGCCUUGCCCAGUGAAUCUGGUCUUCAACCCCAACGAGAACGUCUGCGACUGGCCAGAAAACGUGGAGGGGUGUCUUCAGCAUACCCAGGCCCCGCCAGUGUAGCCGGGUCCGUCCCGAAGGACACCCUGUACAAAGGAGGGGAACGACUCCCUGAUGAAGAGGCCCCACCAAGAGGGCCUCGACCAAGAAAAGCGCCAUCGGCCGAGGUUCGCGCGACAAGGAACUCGGCUGGGAAUUGUAAUAAACGUUGUAAUAAACGAUGUAUCGGUAACGAGAGAUACAGAGGUGUAAACUCUACGAAUGUCCCCUCUCGAUGAGUAAAGCGAUACGAUUAUCUCGGUGGAAUUUACAGAUUUUUUUUAAGGGCUCAUCUGAUCUCUUCAUCAGCUGAUUCACUAUUUUCUUCGAGAUGGUGCGAUGUAUAUCGAUAAUCGUCGAUGCCGGGAUGUAAAGUCUAUGAAUGCUUCUCCUGGUGAGCAAGACGGUACAAUUUUCACGGUGAGAUUUGUACGGUUUUCUUUUUAAGGUGUUCUCGAUCAGCUGAUCUCUCCUGAUGUCUUCAUCAGCUGAUUCACGGUUUUCUUUAACACGAUAUGACGUAUCAAUUAUACGGAGGUGUGAAGUCUAUGAGUAUCCCUUCUCGACAAAUUAAGUAUAGGUACAAUGCUGUCAGUACAAUUUAUGGUGCUCUUCUCAAUCAGCUGAUUUUAGCGAACUCUCUUCAUCAGCUGAUCGCGUCAGACUCUCAUCAGCUGAUCG
Messenger RNA from Orussus abietinus, 3781 nucleotides. RefSeq names its product probable chitinase 10 (gene Cht7). The transcript is spliced from 16 exons. Gene Ontology annotation, biological process: carbohydrate metabolic process; chitin catabolic process. Gene Ontology annotation, molecular function: chitin binding; hydrolase activity, hydrolyzing O-glycosyl compounds. NCBI's taxonomy places the organism in Eukaryota, Metazoa, Arthropoda, Insecta, Hymenoptera, Orussidae. The coding region runs from base 194 to 3124 and encodes 976 amino acids. The record is from RefSeq and is a predicted model, not a curated record. Gene Ontology annotation, cellular component: extracellular region.